Molecule: messenger RNA, 1474 nt
Organism: Spea bombifrons (plains spadefoot toad)
Lineage: Eukaryota; Metazoa; Chordata; Amphibia; Anura; Pelobatidae
Gene: LANCL1
Product: LanC like glutathione S-transferase 1
Exons: 10
Coding region: 95-1303 (402 amino acids)
Biological process (GO): peptide modification; carbohydrate metabolic process
Cellular component (GO): plasma membrane
Source: RefSeq, a predicted model, not a curated record
AGUUGUCAGAGGAAGCUUUGUCGCGCGGGGUGUGCAGCCUCUCCUGCGUCCUUCCUCCAAGAGACUCACCUGUCAGCGCUGGCUUCGUUCUGUCAUGGAGGAAAGAUGUUUCCAAAAUCCCUAUCCGGAUUACAACCACCAGGCUUCACCGGCAUUCAGUUCUACGGGACAGCUGACCUCUGACUUUGUACACCUCCUAAAUGGGAAGAUUAAGGAGCUUCUUCAACACUUGGAAGUGGGACUGAAAUCUGUAGAUGCUGGAGACUGUACGGCUUAUACUGGUUGGGCAGGGAUUGCCCUGUUAUAUCUGCGUCUCUCGGAUGUGUAUGGGGAGCCAACUCUCCUACAGAAAGCACAAGACUAUGUCACCAGGAGUCUGCGCUGUCUGACCAGACGUGAUGUCACUUUCCUUUGCGGGGAUGCAGGGCCGUAUGCCGUGGGGGCAGCUGUGUUUCAGAAGAUGGGUUACACAAAGGAAGCAGAGGAUUGUAUCCGGAGUCUUCUCCAAAUGCAUGCCUCAGUGGUAAGGGUGGACUCCAGACUCCCAGAUGAGCUCCUGUAUGGACGUAUGGGGUACCUAUAUGCCCUGCUUUUUAUCAACAAACAAUAUGGAAUGGAGAAGAUACCUUCCAGUUACAUCCAACAGGUAUGUAAUACAGUACUGGACUCAGGGGAACGGCUGUCGGUGCACAGAAACUUCACUGCUCAGAGUCCACUGAUGUAUGAGUGGUACAGAGAAUAUUAUGUGGGUCCUGCCCAUGGCCUGGCCGGAAUAUACUACUAUCUAAUGCAGCCUGAAUGUGGUGUCAGCAGCGAGAAGCUUCAAAGCCUUAUCCGUCCCAGUGUAAAUUAUUUCAGCCACCUCAAGUUUACAUCUGGCAACUACCCAGCCUGCGUUGGGGACCAUAGGGAUCUACUGGUACACUGGUGUCAUGGCGCUCCUGGCGUUAUUUAUAUGCUAAUACAGGCUUUUAAGGUCUUUCGGGAGGAUAAGUACCUAGCAGAUGCCUUGCACUGUGCCGAGGUAGCUUGGCACCGUGGGUUACUGAAGAAAGGAUAUGGGCUUUGCCAUGGCACAGCGGGAAAUGCCUACAGCUUCCUAGCACUUUACAACUUAACCCGUGAUGUCAAAUACUUGUACAGAGCAUGCAAGUUUGCAGAAUGGUGUAUGGAUUAUGGUGAGCAUGGCUGCAGGACCCCAGACACUCCAUUCUCCUUGUUUGAAGGUAUGGCUGGGACUAUUUAUUUCCUUGCAGAUCUACUAGAACCGGCAAAAGCCAAGUUCCCUGCUUUUGAGAUCUGAAAACGUUCAUCCGCUGAUGUAUGCCUGUUCCGUAACUUUUAGCUUCUUGGGACAAUGCUUGAUAUAGGAGUAAGCUAAGCAUUAUUUAACUGUGCUCAGUAUCAUGCGUCUUGAUAUUAGCUAUUGUAAAUUGGCCUUUGUUCAGAGUAACCUUUUCCCUGUUUGAAUGCC